GUCGGGUUUGGGCCCCUCCAUCGGAGAAGAUACUGUCUUCGCUUUUUGGUGGUGCCUCAUCAGGGAAUCAUAAUUGUUGCAGCCAGAUUUACUGUUGCUGAAGAUGACUGUGGUGUCCCUUAUUGUUUGUCACUGGUGGUACCUCUUGAAGAGUAUGAGUACUUUCUUCCACUGACAAAUACUGUAACUACAUGGCUUAUCAAUAUAGCAGCCACCACCAGACUUCUCGUUACAAAGUAUGGGCUUGAGGGCGGAGGACGCAUAAAACACAAGUUGGUGGAACUCUGUGACAUUUUAGUGGCUUUACGGAGUGCCUGUUUAGACCAAUAUCCCCUGACACCUGCCGGGCCCCCCUAUGGGCGAGAUUAGCAAGAUUAUCCUCACUUCACAUCUACAGACUUUAGGGUCAACACUGGUGGUUGCUGAUUCACCUAAUGCUGCAAAUAAGGUGGUUAUGUGGAUUGCCCAGUUCUCAGAUCCCUGUGAGUUGCCUGUUUCCAGGCUCUGCCUCUCCUACACACAGUGGUCCUUUCAUCCAGGAUUAUCCAUACAGGGCAUUGUUAGAUCUUCAAAUGGGGAAGUGAAUCUUUCUGCACAGAAAUUGAUCCAGUCAUCACGCCCACUGACUGUUGUAGACAUUAGCAGAGGGACUGUAAAACAGACAGGCCCACCAGAUAUCCAUGCACGUCGCAAUGUUGCUGCUCUGCACCAGGAACUUCUCUCACUCUGGCAUGAGCUGCCAGACAUCUCGGCACCAUCUGAGAGUCUCCUAGAACCUGUACGUGCAGCAGCUCCACUAGUCAAACAGUUUUUACAUGACUAUGACCGUCUCAGCUCCUGCUAUGGAGACGUGCGACAAAACUUUAUUCAAGCAUUUUUACGAUCUCUUCAGUAUACAGCCCUUGCUAUCAUAACAUGGACACAACAUGAGUGGGCAGUACAGCGGCGCCGAUCUGGAUACGACACCUUGAAGCAAGCUUUGUGUUCAGUGUUUGACCUGGAUGAUUUAGACCUUCGAAUUGUUUUAGCACAAGCAGAACUUCUCCAGCCGGGCUUCUAUUCUACCCAGACAUGGGGACAUUCUGUGUAUCUGUUUUUUUAAAUAGAUAAAAAAACUUUUUUGAAAAAAUUUGUUUUUUAAAAUAUAUUUUUUAAAGAAAGUGAUUUUUUAAUUUAUUUUUAGAUAUUUUUUUAUAGAUUUCUUUAAUUGAUAAAGUGAAGUUGAGACUUUCUUGUAGAAGUCUUACAAUAUGUUCAUAAGGUAGAUAUGAUAUCAGCUAUAAUUUCAAGAUAAAAGGAUGUUCCUUAUACAAUUGCAAUUCAGAUUAAAAAAUUUGAUUAGAAAAAGAGGAAAAUAUGAUCAGCAUAUCAUCAUUGUUUUAAGCAUAUUGAAUUAAGGAUAUUAAGUCCCUUCCAAAUUGUACUGCUAAAGCAUGUUUGAGUUUAUAAAUUCAGAAUUUUGUAUUUAAUCAAAAUUUACAUCAAAGUUGACUCAACAAUUUUACAACUCCAAUAACUGUAUUAGAUCUAAGGUAUCAGCAGGUGCCUACUAAUAACCACACUCACUGUGAUAUCUAGUCACUGAUCUGCCAUUGAUGGAUGUACUACAUAGACUGAACUCAUGUGGUUGUUGAAAUAUGAUGUGUUGCAGUCCUGUAGUGGUAAUUAGCAAACAUGAUAGUGGUAGCAACAUAAUUAUUACAAUAUUCAAAAAUAAGUUAUUUGUGAUAAACACAUAUUUAAAAAAUUAGAGAGAAUGUUGCACUGAAAAAUUUUCAUAGCAAAAUAUACUUUGUUUGAUAUGAUACUUCCUCUUCGUGGUAAUUUUGUGGUCUUUUAUAUUUGUUCUGUAUUAUGAAUAUAGUAUAGUAAGUGUUUAUUCUAUUCAUUCAGUGUGAAGUUUAUGAAAAUAAGUGGUUAGUGUAUGAAUUUACUCAUUUAUUAAGAUUAAUGUUUACAGCAUUUGAGAAAACUGUUUCAAAUAGUUAUCAUAUACAGGAAGAAAGAUGCAUCAUAUACAUAGAUUUGUAAGUCAUCAAAACUUUUUGUAUACUUUCUUUUCUUGCUUGAAAGGAUGCUUGUGUUGCAUUCAUAUAGUAGAGUUGAGUUUAGGCAGAGGUUUAAAAAAUCAUAUUAUAUAUUAGUUAUGAAGCUCUUAAGCAUAGCCAAAUACAGUCAGAAUAGCUAACACUUGCAAUUUCUGUGACAAAUUCUAAUAUGUUACUUGUUUUGUCACAUACUGUUUGUAUUAAGUGUUAUAUUUGUUAUAAGGAGAUGGAUUUGUAUUCAGUCCAGUAAUUGUAGAUAAAGCAUUUAUUUCAAGUUUAAGUAGAUUUUCUGAAAAAUUCUAUAUCUUCAUUCACUAUCAUUUUCUUCUUUGUUAUUACUAUGUAUAUUUUCCAUUUUCAUUUUUUUUCCCUCUUUUUCUUUCUUCCCUUCCUUCCCCCUCCUCCUCUUCUUUUUCUUCUUCUUCUUCUUCUUCUUCUUCUUCUUUCUCCUCCUCCUCCUCUUCUCUUUCUCCCAUUCCUACUCCUCUUCCUCCUCCUCCUCCUCUUCCUCCUCCUCCUCCUCCCCUCCUCCUCUCCUCCCCUCCUCCUCCUCCUCCUCCUCCCCCUCUCCUCCCCCCCCCCUCCACUUCAAUAAAAAUGUAAAAAAAUUUUGAUAAAAAUACCCUAUAGUUUUACACUUAUGCAGAUAUAUAUAAGAAAAGGUUUAUUUUUGCAAAAAGAAAUGAUACUUAGUCAUUAUAUUGCCAUUCACUCCAUACAUUGUGUCUUGCUUUAUGUUCAGUCAUAUUUGUAAAAAAUUAUAUUAGUAAGAUCUACCUGCUUUUGCAAGCUAAAAUAAAUGAUUAGAUUGUGAUGUGAAAGUAAGUGUGAAUGUUUUUAAAGCAUGAAAAGAGUAGCUGUUUCUAUUUUGAGUAUAGAUGUUGCUGCUUGCUAGUAACUUUAGAAAUGUGAUAUUGUCUAUGUAAUGUACUGUCUUAUGCACAUCAGGUAAAGCCAGUUUCUAUGAAAAGUUACAUUGAAAAAUAAAGUUUAUCUUGUUCUCUUUCUCUUCUUCCUGCUUUUCACUUUUCUCUUCUCUGUUCAAUAUGCUCUUUCUAAUCUUUUUUUUAUAUCAUCCUCCCAAUGUAUAGAACUAGAUACUGCACCUCAUGUUGCCUAGUUUGCUGUUACAUUUACACAUAAGCUUAAAACUAUAUAUAAACAAGAGUAAAUUUGUCAUAAUAGAUUUAAGGACUGUUGCUUUGCAUUCCUUAGAUAUAAGUACUUACUGAUUGCUCAAAGAUAUGGUAUGAAUUUGAAAUGUGUAUGUGAGACUUCUAAGCAUUUUGAUUCAUACUUUCAGUUAUUUAGAGAAAAUUAAUAACAUUUGUUCACUGAUACUGCAGCUUUUGAAGCUUGGUUUCUUGAAUGUAUGCAUUUACUUGAUAUCAGUGGUGCUUGUCAUUAGCAAUCAGGCAAAAUAUAUUUCUGUGAUUGUAUGCCUUAAUCAUGCAGUUUUCUAUUUGUUCUUCAUUGCAUCAAAGAUGACCAGAAUAUAAUUCUUUAGAGGAUAUCAUAUUUUUAUUGUUUGCAUAAAGUUAUAUCACUCCUAAAAAAUGCAGUAGUAAAUGCCAGAUAUGUUACAUUGGCUUGUAGUAUUGUGUCAGACAAAUGUUUCUCUCAAUAAUAAACUGUUGAUAAAGAACAUUA
Messenger RNA from Penaeus monodon (black tiger shrimp), 3698 nucleotides. RefSeq lists its product as uncharacterized. Gene Ontology annotation, cellular component: endosome; autophagosome. Gene Ontology annotation, biological process: autophagy; endocytosis. The transcript is spliced from 7 exons. Lineage: Eukaryota; Metazoa; Arthropoda; Malacostraca; Decapoda; Penaeidae. Gene Ontology annotation, molecular function: guanyl-nucleotide exchange factor activity. The record is from RefSeq and is a predicted model, not a curated record. The coding region runs from base 356 to 1102 and encodes 248 amino acids.